CGGGGCCAUUAGGGUAUAACACCCCUCCGCCUCGCCCCACUCUCGGUUCCAUCUUUUUGCGUUUGCGUGCCGCUCACCCCCCCCCCCCCCCCCCCCCCGUCGAGUCCUCCACCGUCCCGUUAUGCCCGGCGAUCGCCCGCCGAAAACGGAAGUUGCCUCGACUGCCUGAACCCGGUACCACCCUUCCGCUUCCGGCGGCACCGCUAGUCAUGGCGCUCUUCGAGCAGAUGCGGGCUAACGUGGGCAAACUGCUGCGGGGCAUCGACCGGUACAACCCCGAGAUCCUGGCCACGCUGGAGCGCUACGUGGAGAUGCAGGCCAAGGAGAAUGCCUACGACCUGGAGGCCAACCUGGCUGUGCUGAAGCUGUACCAGUUCAACCCCGCCUUCUUCCAGACCACCGUCACCGCCCAAAUCCUGCUGAAGGCCCUGACCAACCUCCCGCACACCGACUUCACCCUCUGCAAGUGCAUGAUCGACCAGGCCCACCAGGAGGAAAGGCCCAUCAGGCAGAUCCUCUACCUGGGGGAGCUGCUGGAGACCUGCCACUUCCAGUCCUUCUGGCAAGCUCUGGAUGAGAACAUGGAGCUGCUGGAUGGGAUCACCGGCUUCGAGGACUCCGUGAGGAAAUUCAUCUGCCACGUGGUGGGGAUCACCUACCAGCACAUCGACCGCUCUGAGAUGUUGGGGGACCUCUCGGAGGCUCAGCUGAAGGUUUGGAUGAGCAAAUACGGGUGGACAGAACCGGAGCCCGGGCGGAUCUUCAUCUGCAACCAGGAGGAGAGCAUCAAACCCAAGAACAUCGUGGAGAAGAUCGACUUUGACAGCGUCUCCAGCAUCAUGGCAUCCUCCCUCUGAGCCCCUCGUUUUUACCGUCCUGUCCCCCCCGUUUUAACUUCGGGCUCUGCCAGUAAAGGAGAAGUCUCCA
Molecule: messenger RNA, 927 nt
Organism: Aquila chrysaetos chrysaetos
Lineage: Eukaryota; Metazoa; Chordata; Aves; Accipitriformes; Accipitridae
Gene: EIF3K
Product: eukaryotic translation initiation factor 3 subunit K
Biological process (GO): regulation of translational initiation
Cellular component (GO): cytoplasm; eukaryotic translation initiation factor 3 complex
Molecular function (GO): translation initiation factor activity; ribosome binding
Source: RefSeq, a predicted model, not a curated record